Messenger RNA from Amorphotheca resinae ATCC 22711, 1536 nucleotides. RefSeq lists its product as hypothetical. Gene Ontology annotation, molecular function: protein binding. Bases 1 to 1536 code for a protein of 511 amino acids. Gene Ontology annotation, cellular component: nucleus. The transcript is spliced from 2 exons. The record is from RefSeq and is a predicted model, not a curated record. NCBI's taxonomy places the organism in Eukaryota, Fungi, Ascomycota, Leotiomycetes, Helotiales, Amorphothecaceae.
AUGAAUAUCAACAAUACGAAGGUUGUCAAAUAUCCCGAGUUGGGAAAUGGGCUCGCUGCAACCCGUGAUUUAGAGGCGGGCGAGGUAAUUAUCAGAAUUGCAAAGCCUUUCCUAAUAGUAGUCGAGAAUGCGGCUUUGGAUCGGGUCUGCUCCGAAUGUCUUUUCGAGUCCGAAAAUGGUCUGAAGAGAUGUACUGGAUGCAAGGUCGUGCAGUACUGUUCGAUCGCCUGCCAGGCAGCGGCGUGGAAAGCGAUUCAUAAGGAGGAAUGCAAGAUCUAUAGAAAGCUGCCGCAGAUUGCACCCACAGCUGUACGGGGCUUGAUACAGUUGCUUCUCCGUAAGGAGAUUGGAACAUCGCCAGAUCCGCGUUGGGCAGGGCUUGAAGGACAUGUAGCAGAGCUGCAGAAACAGAAACGAUGGGAUGAAAUUGUUCUUCAAGCAAAAGCUGCUGUGGAGUGGACAAAAAGUCCCCAGACCUGCAUGGAAACAGCGAUCAAUAUGCUCUGUCGAAUGGCAACCAACGCAUUCCGCGUAACGCUGGCAGAUAGCACUCCUAUCGGUCUAUGCUUUGAACCUGUGGUUUCCCUGGCGAAUCACUCAUGUACUCCAAACGCCACAAUCAUUUUCGAUGGGAGACAGCUGACGUUGCGAACCCUGGAUCCAAUCAAGAAAGGAGAUCAGGUUUUCGUCUCAUAUAUCGACACCACGCAAACACGAGAAGAGAGACGGCACGAGCUGAAGGACCGCUAUUUCUUCACAUGCCAUUGCGAGAAGUGCGAACAAGAUGAUGGACCCUAUCACACAUUCCUGAAAUCGCAAUCGAUUCCCUACCCCCCUCUCGAUCUCUUCAUAAGUCAAGAAGAAAUCCGAAAUUUCGCACAAGCGCGAUGUUCUGACGCCUCCGCCACUAAAGUCCCAGAUAUCCUCCCCAAAGUCCAAGACCUGCUGACCCGCAGCCGCAAUCCAUCAAUUUCUUCAGCCCAGCAAUUCUCACUCCUCCAGACCGCCCUCCGCACCUGCGAGCCCCUGCAACGAACCCAGCAGGUCGCUCAGCCGCCCUACCCGCAAGUCCUGCACGAGCUCUACCUCCAUUACCUCUCCGACCAGAGCACCUACACGCAAGCGCUGCGCAUCCUCCUCUAUCUGUACCUCCACAGCGACGUGUACACGUACCCGCAGCCGCAUCACCCGGUGCGGGUCAUCCGGCUGUACACGAUCGCCAAGCUGCUCCAGAACGUUCCGGAGCUCGGAGACGUGGAUUUCAUAUCCGCGAACCAGGUCUUGCUGCUUUGUGUGAGGGAGCUGGUGAGGAAGAGUCAUGGGGAGGAGACGAGCUUUGGGAGGGAGGUGAGGGAGGCGUUGGCGGAUGUGGAGGCGGUGCAGAGGACGAGGGGCGGCGUGGGGAGUGCGCUCAAUGCGUGGGUUUUGGGGGUGGGUGAGGAAGCCCAGCGCCGUGAUGGGAAGGAAUAUGCGAGGAAGAUCUUUGAGGGCUUGAGGGACUUGGCGGGUUCUGCGUUGGAUGGGGUUCGGAAAUGA